AUGGUAGGCACCAAGGAGAAAUCUUGUUCGGUGGGGGAUAGAAUCAUAGGGGCUGCUUCAGUUGGUGGCUUACAGUGGAAUUGGAGACAUGAACCACCGACAGAAGCGGAGUUAAAUCAGUUGCAGGAUUGUCUUCUUUUGAUAGAUGGGAUUCAAGUGCUAGAUUCGGCUGAUAAGUGGUGUUGGGAUACAAUUGAUACAGAUGGGUACUCGGUUUCGGAUGUCAAGAGAUGGAUUGAUAGUGGUCGGCCAAACAUAGACCAAGCGAUUUAUAGGUGGUGCAAAUGGAUUCCGAUCAAGUGCAACGUGUUUAUGUGGAGAAUGCUUAUGGAUAGGAUUCCUACGAAAAAGGCGCUUUCUAGGCGGAAUGUCAACUGUGGAGACGGUUUAUGCAGUUUUUGUGAGGAGUUUGAGGAGACCGUUGACCAUAUUUUUACGGCCUGUUUGGUUGCUACGGGAGUAUGGAACGCGAUAGCUAGAUGGGUUGGUCUCCCUCAGUUCUACUUCUUUUCGGUGGCGGAUAUCCUCCAUAUGGAGUAUACUUCUUCUUGGUCUAAGGAGAAGAAGACAGCGCUUCAUGGGGUGCUGGUGAUCUCUUGUUGGAGGAUAUGGAGGGCUAGGAAUGAGAGGAUAUUCAAGAACGAAAGGCGUACCGUUGUUGAUAUUGUGGCGGACAUUAAAGCUUUGGGUUUCUUAUGGUUUUCUAGUAGGUAUAAAAAGGGAUUGGUGGGUUGGAUGGAUUGGAAGAAUUUCUCUUUUGAUGUAAUGUAA
Messenger RNA from Helianthus annuus (common sunflower), 771 nucleotides. RefSeq lists its product as uncharacterized. The record is from RefSeq and is a predicted model, not a curated record. NCBI's taxonomy places the organism in Eukaryota, Viridiplantae, Streptophyta, Magnoliopsida, Asterales, Asteraceae. The transcript is spliced from 2 exons. Bases 1 to 771 code for a protein of 256 amino acids.